AUGCAGGCAAUUGUGUCCCACACUCUGGCCUCACACCUGCUCUGUGGACUUCUUGGAAGAUUCAAAGAAUUAAUGGAAUCAGGGCUUGCGAAAGCUCGGAAUGAACAGGAGGAACAAGAGGAGAAAAGAGAAAUCAAGAGGAGGUUAACUCGAAAGCUCAGCCAAAGACCCACAGUGGAAGAACUUCGAGAAAGAAAGAUCCUCAUCCGUUUCAGUGACUACGUGGAGGUGGCUGACGCUCAGGACUAUGACCGCAGGGCCGACAAGCCGUGGACCCGCCUCACCGCUGCCGACAAAGCUGCCAUUCGAAAGGAGCUCAAUGAAUUUAAAAGCACUGAAAUGGAAGUUCAUGAAUUGAGUAGACAUUUAACAAGGUUUCACCGACCUUAACAGUCAAAUUCCUCCUG
Messenger RNA from Puma concolor (puma), 407 nucleotides. The record is from RefSeq and is a predicted model, not a curated record. NCBI's taxonomy places the organism in Eukaryota, Metazoa, Chordata, Mammalia, Carnivora, Felidae.